Molecule: messenger RNA, 2116 nt
Organism: Pygocentrus nattereri (red-bellied piranha)
Lineage: Eukaryota; Metazoa; Chordata; Actinopteri; Characiformes; Serrasalmidae
Product: phosphatidylinositol phosphatase PTPRQ-like
Exons: 4
Coding region: 301-1062 (253 amino acids)
Molecular function (GO): protein binding
Source: RefSeq, a predicted model, not a curated record
UGGAGCUAACCUGCUGUUUCUUUUCACAGCCAAGGCGUUUGCUGACCUGUCACACAUAGCACAUUACACAUUAAUGCUCAGCUCUUUUCUACAGCUCCCACACAUCAAGUAUCAUUAGUGUUAUUUGACCUUAAAGAGCAUUUACUUUCUAAAAGGUGAUGUAUGUGCAAUGAUGUCUUGCUCUUUGCUUUUUGUAUGUGUGAAGUUUCAAUCUGCACCAUUUCUUUAACAGCUGGUCUCUGGGAGCAGCUGGUAUACGAGUUUUGUGAUUGGUAACCCAUAAGAACUUUUUUUCCUUGAAUGGCAGUACCAAGUUCCCCCCCACAGUUGUUGCAUGCAAGGAAGUUGUCAGAUAACCAAGUAGAGUUGUCAUGGCAACCCCCUCUGGAAGCCAACUCAAAAAUUCUGUACUACAUAGUGAGAGUGUGGAACUUGAGCUCUGAAUUUGUAGCAAAUGUAACUGUAAUGUCAGUGGUGGUAAGUGUGGAUGGGCCAGGGCAGUAUAAUGCCUCUGUGAGCAGCUGGACUCACCUUGGAGAUGGGGGAAUGCUGAUCUACAUCACCUUCAGCACAUCAGAGUCUGCCCCUUCUGACCCUCCACAAAAUGUGUCAUACACAGUCCUGUCCCCAACAACAGUAAAAUUGAAUUGGAGCCCCCCCACUCAGCCAAAUGGUGUCAUACAGUACUACACCAUCUACUACAGUGACAACAUCACUAUCUCUACCCAGCAAGUGCUGGGUUCAGUGCAGUGGGCAGUGCUGACUGGGCUGAGAGCGGGGCAGGAGUACAGGGUGUGGCUGAGCUCUAGCACCUCCCUGGGUGACGGGGGGGUGAGCAGCACUCCCCUUAACUUCACCACCCUGGAGGACGGUCAGUCUCCUCACACAGGCGGGGCAGGACAGCAACUCUGCACCGCUUUUCCAAGCACUUUCACUCUUCGACCCCCCCCCAAAAAAAUCACACUAAAACAGCAGUACAGACUCAUACACCCAUACAACACACACAUACAUGCUCAGCAGCUCUGUGAAAGGGGACAGCUCUCUCUGAGCUGCAAACUGUGAUUGUCACGUCUUCUAGAGUAGAAGACAGAACGAGAGAGCAGGAGUGUUUGUGUCUCUGUGUAUGUGUUUGUGGAUUUUAUUGUCAGACUCAAGACUGUCCCAGCUUGUGUUUUCUUUCACUGGCUAUGCUGAUGUAGAGAACUGUGUCACUGUUGGCAUUGUUUACAUUAUGGAGAAAUAUAUACAUCAUUAUACACAAUUGCAUAAUAUUACAUAUCAUUGUGUUGUGAAAACCAGGACAGAAUACUGAAAUUUCUGCAAUACUAUAGCAAGUACGAGACCUAGCAAACCACAUUAUUACCGGUUUUGGUGUGAUUUUGGGAAAAACGGUGCAGAGCUGACCCUGAGAGAGAACAGAGAUUCUCCCUGGUGUGUGAGGCUGAUGAAGUGUUUCUCAUUGUUACAUAAUAAUAAUCCCCCUCUCUCUCUCUCUCUCUGUUUCUGUGAUUGUUUGGUUUCUGCAGCUUCACUCCAUUUGUCCAGUUUACUAUGGUUUUAUGUUGCCAGAGCUUAAACAGCACAGCACUCUAUGUUUUUAUGUUCUGCACAUUUCCUUGACACACUGCAAAGAUACCAACUGAUACUCACUUUCUUUUUCUGUCUGUCAUUCACCCUUCAAGUCAUUUUGCAGGUCAAAUCUGAAGAAAAACAAGUUUUUCCAGUUGUCAAAAUGAAGAUAACCUCCUUCUUUUGCUUAAUUUUUAUUUAUGAAUUGCAUGGAGUGUGAUAUUUGAUGUAUAAUGAUGUAGUUAUAGUAAUGGAGUGGUUGACUAGUUAUGAAUUUUAAUACACUGAUUAUUCUACUUUGUCUGUUGCCUGGUGUGAACUUGUUGAUGUUUUGAAUGUAUCACUGAGAUUUUUCAUAUGAUUUAAAAGCUUUACAUAUGUGCAGCUUUUGUAUUAAACAGAAUAGCAAUAUUAAUGACCACACUUCAGAAUAGGGAACAAAAUGUGAUGCAUGUUUUUUAAACUGACUUCUAAUAGUGAGUUAUAUCCAGACACUUACAGACUUACUUGUUCCUUUUUCUAAAGUGUUUCUAAACCAAUUAUUACA